UUCUGAGCACCUUAUGGGGACUAUUUACCUUUGAGGCUGUCUGCAGCCAUCAGCUCGUCACACAGUCAUACAUGCGUGGAGGAGAACAGUGGUGGAAGAUUUUUUCUGCUGAUCCCAGCACCUUUGGUUAUUAAGGGAAGCACCAGCACCUCCUUGAUCGGUUCCCUCCUCCUUUUUUUUUCUUCCUUUCUUUUUUCUUUUUCUUUUUUUUUGCCAAUCGCCAUCCCACGACAGCGUACCCGGAGGAAAGGAGUCGGGGAGGGGAAAGCGAGGACACACCCGCACAUACUGUACCCGGUGUACACGGCAAGGAUGCCGCAGACAACAUGAGGUGAAUAUCAUCGACUGUCCCAAAUUGGAAAUUCAUUUUAUACCUGCACUGGAAUCAGAUCGCCCGGUGAGCGCAGCUGGUUAUUCACUUCCCUAAUACCAGCGUCCAGCAGGAGCAUCAAAUCACAUCCAGAUGGGAAAAAAGAUGUCUGCACUCAGAUCCUAGGUGACAUCCUGUGGCCGUCAGGUCUUUACAGUGUUGAGCCCCCUCCCUCUCCUGGCCUCCGCCUGCAGUUCUUCAGGCUGCAGGACCCAGACUCACUGAAAAGUGCAGGCCUCCUCCCCCCGCAGAAUGACUGUUGCCACAGCCGACCCCUCUGACGAGGCGGCGGCGCACCCGGGUCACCCGCAGGACUACGACCCAGAGGCUGACCAUGAGUGUUGUGAGAGGGUGGUCAUCAACAUCUCAGGGCUGCGCUUUGAGACACAACUUAAAACGCUCUCCCAAUUUCCAGAGACUCUGCUGGGGGACCCCAAAAAAAGGAUGCGGUACUUUGACCCACUAAGGAACGAAUACUUUUUCGACAGAAAUCGACCCAGCUUUGAUGCCAUAUUGUAUUAUUACCAAUCAGGAGGCCGACUAAGAAGGCCAGUCAAUGUCACCGUAGAUAUUUUCUCAGAGGAGAUUCGCUUUUAUGAGCUGGGUGAGGAGGCAAUUGAGAUGUUCAGAGAAGACGAGGGUUUUAUCAAGGAGGAGGAGCGCCCUCUUCCUGACAACGAGUUUCAGAGACAAGUAUGGCUACUGUUUGAGUACCCAGAGAGCUCAGGUCCUGCAAGGAUUAUUGCCAUAAUCUCUGUCAUGGUCAUCCUCAUAUCUAUAGUCAGCUUCUGCUUGGAGACACUGCCCAUUUUCCGUAAUGAUGAAGAGGAAAUGCAUAAGUCUCAAGCAGAAGUCUUUUCGCCUGAGACCAACACCACAAUCAUCAGCUACACAGCCACUUACUUCACUGACCCCUUCUUUAUCCUAGAGACUCUUUGCAUUAUAUGGUUCUCCUUUGAGUUUCUAGUGCGCUUCUUUGCCUGCCCCAGCAAAGCAGGAUUUUUUGGUAAUAUAAUGAACAUUAUUGAUAUUGUUGCCAUCAUCCCUUACUUCAUCACUCUUGGCACAGAGCUAGCAGACAGACCAGAGGAUGGUCAAGCAGGUCAGCAAGCCAUGUCUUUAGCCAUUCUCAGGGUCAUCCGCUUGGUGCGAGUCUUCAGAAUAUUUAAGCUCUCUCGUCACUCUAAGGGGCUUCAGAUUUUGGGUCAGACCCUGAAAGCCAGCAUGAGAGAGCUUGGCCUCCUCAUUUUUUUCCUCUUCAUAGGAGUCAUCCUAUUCUCAAGCGCUGUCUACUUUGCUGAAGCAGAUGAGCCAGAGUCACAGUUUGAAAGCAUCCCAGAUGCGUUUUGGUGGGCUGUGGUCUCAAUGACAACAGUCGGCUACGGUGAUAUGGUCCCAACCACGAUUGGUGGCAAGAUUGUGGGCUCCCUCUGUGCCAUUGCAGGUGUGCUGACCAUUGCCUUGCCCGUGCCUGUCAUUGUGUCAAAUUUUAACUACUUCUAUCACCGUGAGACUGAAGGUGAAGAACAGGCGCAGUAUCUGCAGGUCAACGUGACCAAAGCUGAUUCAGCGGAGGAGCUGAAAAAGAGUCGGAGUGGCUCCACCAUCAGUAAAUCGGACUAUAUGGAGAUCCAGGAGGCUGUGAACAACAGCAACGAGGACUUUCAGGAGGAGAACCUAAAGACAGCCAACUGCACGCUGGCCAACACAAACUAUGUAAACAUCACCAAAAUGCUUACAGAUGUGUAGUCAUCUUAUAUUUUCCUCCCUGUCACAGUGGGAAAUGUGGAGCUGAGCAUCUGGGUGGGACAGGCAUACAUCCUCCCAUCUUAUGUGUGCUGAAAAUAUCAAGGCAAUAGAAUUCAUGCUGUUGAUGAUUGACUGAAAAAUAUUGCAAAUACCAUUCACUUCUUCUACGCCCAUCCUGUCUUCACUCGUCACAGCUUGUCCUUAAAACUCCUCAUUAAUGAGUGGAAAUUGAAAAUUUAGCAUUUCUGCAUGGAGUUGGCUUUCUUCUGUGUGACUGUUUUGAAAAGUAAAUGAUAAGACCUACAAAUUUCCCGCUCACAGUAGUAGUGCACAAAAAGAAAGUGGAGAAAACACAGUGAGAAAAGAAUCGCUUUCAAAAUGAAAAAAAAAAAAGUCACACAAGUCCCGCUUAAGUCCCCUGUCCCUUGAUCCCUCAUUUCCCAAGGCACACUGCUCUGCCAUGCGCUUCUGAAGAGCCCUACUUGUGCGCUACAUAUGCUGCUUCCUGGAGCCAGUGAAACAAAACUGUCCUGUGCUACACUAUUUAGAGAUAAAAAGGACGUGCGAGCAUAAAGCAAGCCCAGUCCAGCGCUGGCACGGCCUGUGGGUGACUUGUGACGAGGUUGGUGGUUAAGUACACCACAUAAUUUCAAGGAUGAAUGACAGCCAUCAGCACUAAGCUCAUGGUUUGACACCUUUGUUCCCAGUAGACAUCAGUAUCUGAUGAAUGACUGAGAAUGGCCUUGAAUUUUCACUGCUUUGGUCUUACAUGUACUGUACGUAUUGCAAUGCAAGCUUUCUCCCUCCAUUCACCCAAACUGGUCUUACUGCAGAGCUUUGAGGACAACUUGAAUGUUUCUUCUUGUUUUGUUUGUUUUCCACAGUUUCACACAUAAAGUACUUAUUCAUAUAUAGAUAGGUAGACUAACUGUGACUUAUCUGAUAGCCAGUAGGUAGGUGCUGUUAUUAGUAAACGUAGUCAGUAGAUAAUUGCAUGACAUUUUUAUCUGACUGAGAAAUUUCCACUUGUUUCUCGACUGCCACUUGCUUCAUCACACCACUGUAUAUUUGUUUGCACACUGCCUUCUGUACAAAUCCACACUUUUAAAAGGAUGCCUGCAGGUAGCUGUUACAAGAACCUAAAACUCUAUGUCAGAGGAUUUCUUAAGAAAUAAUCAUAAAGCCAAAUCCUACAUGUAACAGGAUAUGGUAUCCUUGUCAAUAUUAACAUUCCACGUAGAAGUCAUUACCAAUUAACUUUUGCCAGGUCGCUGUAAACUGAGCUACGAGCUGUGAUUUUGAGCGUUAACUCACACCCUAGUUUUGGACAUUUAUCGCAAUUGCAGAUGUGAUAGACUUGCAGUGGUGUUUUUUCUCACAGGUUUGUCACAUGAUCACGUCCUCACGAUCAAAAUACUAACUUUUAAGGACUAGUGUAUAGAAAAAUGCUUCCCCCAAACUGCCUUGUAUCUGGGUUUACGCUACUCUCCUAGUGUUGCAUGACCUCAGAAACAUUCCUAGCAUGUGUUUAAGCUCAAAGAAGAAGCCUCUAAGACAAAAAGAGUAUAAUUAUUACAAUAGACAUAUUUAUUUCCUAUGUAUAAAACAGUAAAUGUAUACUGACA
This is a messenger RNA of Pundamilia nyererei, 3744 nucleotides long. Its product is annotated as potassium voltage-gated channel subfamily A member 2. The coding region runs from base 623 to 2119 and encodes 498 amino acids. The record is from RefSeq and is a predicted model, not a curated record. The transcript is spliced from 2 exons. Gene Ontology annotation, cellular component: dendrite; axon terminus; juxtaparanode region of axon. Gene Ontology annotation, molecular function: delayed rectifier potassium channel activity; protein binding. Gene Ontology annotation, biological process: potassium ion transmembrane transport; protein homooligomerization; action potential. Lineage: Eukaryota; Metazoa; Chordata; Actinopteri; Cichliformes; Cichlidae.